CAAUGUCUUCUUCCUCUUCAAGCGAUGCCGGUGGGAAGUCUCCUGAAGUGCCACCCCGCUGGGACAAGCCGAAGUCAAUUGCAAGCUCCAAACCGCCCAUUGAGACACCCAAACUCAACCCUCCUCACAAGACUAGUUCCUCAAGCGCUGGCGAGGAGGUGAAACCUAAAUCCAGCCCUCGUCUUGGAAGGGUCAGCGUGUUUCCCAAGUUUGCACUUAAAAAGAAACAAGAGAAGGAAGAAAAGACACCUGCUUCUGGUCCCAAAGUGCGAGAUCUAGAAAAGGAACUGGCCAGGCAUUUUAUUUCAGAUGUAGAAAGUGACAUUUACUACACAGACUCGCUCAAACCGUUUAAAAAAAAGAAAAAAGGAGACAUCAAAAAGUCAGCAUCUGGCAGCUCAGAAGACAGCAGUAAGAAGAAAAAGGCAGUAAAGGACAAAUCACGUGACAGGAAAACUAAAACUGACAGUUCUUCCAGUGAAGGAAAGGGAAAGCAUGCAAUAGACCAGGCACCACCAGUUCCGCCCAGGCAAAAGAUCUGUCCACGCGACCAAGAAGAUAAAACGGAUAGUGUGCCUUCUUCGCCUUCAGGUACAUCCAAGCACAAAAGCCGGUUCCAAAGUCCCCCAAACCGAGUGGAACGCCUGUACAGCGAAGAAAAGCCAAUGUUGAGGACUCUCUUGCAGUCGGCUCGCAUGAGGCCGACGUGGGACCAAACACUCCGAACCUGCAGGGGGGUUCUCUAUGAAGAGACCCGCGCUCGUCUCCUGCGCCGAUGCAGAUGUACGCCUGGUUCGAUCGUCUCCUUCCGGAGCUGAUCCAAAUAUACCGGAAGCACAGAAUGCGGAUGCUCAGUUUCAAAAUCUCUCGGCCUCUCCUGAAAUACCUCUGCCCAUUAAGCCGGAAGUUCCGGUUAGAAGGGGUAGGCGACCUAAGCGUCCAGCUACCAUCCAUGGAACUUCCAGUUUGACCAUUGAUGGUAAGCCCUUCUUGAAGGCCAAAGGGUCGCUACAACGAAGCUUGUCUCUUAGCUCCACUAUAUCUGCCACCUCCAAUGAUGGCGACAAGGACAAAAGCAGCACCAAGUCUCGCUUGCGUAAGUACUGGCCAUUUCGUCGCAAGAAAGAACACAACGAGGAAAAACAGAAGAGCAAGAUAAACAAAGAAAAGGAAGUGGAAGGUAAGAAAGACAAAGGAAAAAACAAAGAUAAAAAGAAGGAUAAAGAUACAAAAGAAAAACACGAGGAAAAGCAAGAAACAAAGAAACAGAAGCAUCUGAGAACAGACAAAGACUUGGAACAAUAUGGCUAUAGCUCAUCCCCAGAAAUGCUACCCAGAAUGGAACCUCGGCAGUCAACUCCAAAUCCAACCUCGAAGCUUUAUGUCCUCCCUUGCCAAAACGAUUCUCUGCGUCUCUCGGACAACGAGAAUUCCCUAGACGGAAGUACGUCCAGGAGGAAGGAAACGUCGCCAGGGUGUACAGAAGAGAAAGAAGGAAAACGAAAACUCGUCAGAUCGGACCAGUCCAAAAUUAUUACCUUUAUUACAUCGUUUAGCAGCGCAGAGAGCGGCGCUGACGAUAUGGGAAAGGGAGAGAAUUACUUAUCUGAUGGAGAUCUUAGACGAGAGACAAGCGUGUCCAAGACUGUUCCUUCAAAGACGUCAUUGUCGUCGCCCGGUACCGCGCAGUCUUCAACGCUUGUUGAGGCGACAGGAGAGGAAACUCCGACAAGACCAAAGAAGGCAUCUCAUGAAGAUUACUACCACGAAACUGGUGAUGUCACAAAGUCGAAGAUGGAGAAGCAUCUGGAACCAGUUUUGUCUGCCCCCAGAGUUGCUACCCCUUUGCGUCAAAGUACAGCCUCGUUGUACUCGGCGUCUCCCCGCUUCGACGGCGAAUUUCAGCAGCUAGACAAGACAUUGUUGACGGAGCGAUGGCCACAACGUCGACUUCGUCGUUCGGCGAAGGUGGGAACAGACGUCUUGUGGUGGUGGUGGCCGUCGACCUGGGCACGACCCACAGCGGCUACGCCUUCAGCUUCUUCCGGGAUCCCAGCAGCGUGUACGUGAUGACGAGGUGGGCAGGUCAGGAGCCUGGACUGCUCAACCACAAGACGCUGUCUGCUCUUCUUUUGACUCCAGAUGGGACUUUCCAUAGUUUUGGUCUGGCUGCUCGCAACCACUAUCACAAUCUUCUGCCUAUAGAGGCCCGCCAUUGGCUCUAUUUCGAGCGGUUCAAAAUGACUCUUCAUCAUUGCAAGGAGCUAAGCCGAGACACCAUGGUGACCGCAGUGAAUGGUCAGCAGAUGCCCGCACUCACGGUGUUCUCACAUGUUCUCACGUUCUUCGCUACGCACGCUCUGGAGCAACUGAGCGACCAAAGUGGCACGGAUUUUCGGCGUGAGGAUGUGCGAUGGGUCGUGACUGUGCCCGCCAUCUGGAGAGAGCCAGCCAAGCAACUCAUGAGACAGGCAGCGCAGAUGGCAGGUAUGUUUACUUCAGACAAUCCUUCUCAGAUGCUUAUCGUUCUGGAACCAGAAGCAGCGUCUGUCUAUUGCCGUCGGCUGCGCAUGCACCAGCUGGUGCCAGAAACAGGGACAACGCGGCCUCUACAGUCAUCAAGGCGGUCAACGACAGACAUCACGAUGUCCCCUCCUGCUGUGACUAACUUGACUGUUGAUGGCUCACGGAGUACAGAAUCUCUGGAUUCCCUGGGCGACCAAACGCUGGAGAACAAGAUCAAAGGUUCUCGCUACAUCGUCGUGGACGCCGGUGGAGGUACAGUGGACAUCACCGUGCACGAGCUGAAGGACACUGGACAGCUGGUGGAGCUUCACAGGGCCACGGGCGGGCCGCACGGCUCUACAGGUGUGGAUGAGGAGUUUAUCGCUCUGCUGUGCUCCAUCUUUGGUCACGAUUUUGUGGACAAUUACAAGCGCAACUUUCCUGUGGGAUGGGUCAACCUCCUCACAGAUUUCGAGUCCCGCAAGAGAACAGCCUCCCCUCUUAAAACCACAUCAUUCAACAUUUCUCUCCCAUUCACUUUUAUCAGCGAGUUUCGGAAGCAUAAGGGAGAAAUAGAUCAUGCAGUCAAGCGGCACGGUGACUCGGAUGUAGAAUGGUCACUGCAAGGGAUGCUGCGUCUGGCACCCCCUGCCAUGCACCGGUUAUUUGCGCCUACCCUCAUCAGCAUCCGUCAAGCCGUUGGAGACGUACUGAAUCACCCCAAUACCCGGGAUCUACAGUACCUAUUUUUGGUUGGAGGGUUUGCUGAGUCUCCUAUGCUGCAACACGAGAUUCGACGGGAGUUUGGCCAACUGCUUACAGUUCUUAUCCCUCAUGAUGUCAGUUUGGCUGUCCUGAGAGGCGCUGUUCUUUUCGGUCUUGACCCUAAAGUCGUGAGUGUGAGAUGCGCGCGGCUGACGUACGGAGUAGGUGUGUUGAAUCGUUUCGACUCUUCCCGGCAUCCACCAGAGAAGCUGGUCCACAGAGAUGGCGUGGACUGGUGCACCGACGUCUUUGACCGCUUCGUGGCCAUCAAUCAGCCCGUAGCGCUCGGAACCUGCGUCACGCGCCGGUAUACACCUGCGCGCGCUGGCCAGAUGCUCAUCGUGCUCAACGUGUACUCAAGCACACUCCCCGAGCCCACUUUCAUCACCGACUCCGGUGUACGAAAAUGCGGUACUCUCUGCCUCGACCUCCGACGUAGUUCCACCAGCGAACAGCAGCAGCAUGUCGGUGGAAGUGACAGCGAAGAGACGAGCUCAGCAGCACCAACAGGAAUUGAUAGGCCGCGGGAGAUCCUAGCGCGCAUGUCGUUUGGUGACACGGAAAUCAGCGUCGCCGCUCUUGACGUCACAUCCGGGAAGGAAGUGAAAGCAACUAUUGACUUCCUUAGUGGAUAAAACAUGUUGGGUGCAUCAACAUACUUGGAUUGCGUCCGCAGUAAAACUAUUGUUUGCGGACUGCGUUUGCUAUGUUCCCUACAACUAGAGGCCAUGUAUAACUUGGUGUUAUGCAGUCUGGUGGCUUAAUAAAUGCAAUGUACAUGUAUUAUAAUUGAUGAAAUAGCUAAUAAAAUUUCAGACCAGAAACUUUUGCCCCACUCUUUUUUCUUAGAGCUUUAUAUCGUUUAGGAGUCUUUAGAAAAGGUGGUCUUUCGCCCUUCUUGAUUGUCGUACUGCUUAGGAUACUGUCAUACUAAUAUUCCUAUUUGAAACAAUUUUGUGUGGUGUGAAAUUUGUGAAUGUCUUUGAUAAAGUUGUCAAAAGCAACUGGAGCCAAAUUUUUGUAUCUUCCUGUACUGUUUAUAGCAUAUUUGUAAAGCUGAUUCCUCGAAAACCGGACGAACUACAAUAGAUGCUCCCCUAUUUCACACUUUUGUGAAACGUGUCUUUACUAAUGUUUGCUAUACGAGAAAAAAAAAAAAAAAGCACGUCAUAGCCCUUCAGUCUGCUCGCCACACUUUGACUGGGAUAAUGAGUAUUGAAAGUUAUUAUAAAUUAUCAGUUUUUUCAAUGUAGUUUUCCACCUGUGUGUAAAAUGUAAAUAUUUAAACCGCUUUCAAAUUCUCGCGGUUUGUGUAGUGAAAUGGCAACGCCCAUCGUUUUUAGAUACAUUAGUCAUUACUUCAAAGGAAAGCCAGAGCGGACACUUAGUGCAAGGCAAAGAAUUCUUACAGAAGCGUUUUUCCUAAUUCUGAAUUGAGUUUCGCAACUUAUUGAUGAUUUUGCAGCUGUGUAUGAUGCUCGUCCCAAGAACAGGCCUUAACGGUAGUUUCAACCAGUGACAUGUUCAUAAUCCAAUAUCUCCCUUAGAAACCUGGUGAAUGACCACAUUUACUGGCAGAAGAAAAGGAUUAUCCUAGUUGAUAAAAUGAAACAAGGAUAGCAACACUAGACAUUCCGUAGUUCUCAAAAGGGCAACAAUUUUUACAGGUGACACAAAAACAUGAGAUGCAUAAACAAAACAUCUGCUGAAUAAAAAAUUUUUUUUAAAUGAGACUAUCUUCCCACGUCAUGCUUUUCUUUGUUGCUUAUUUAUAUUUGUGUAUGUGCUACCAAUCAAAUUAUCAGUAAAAAAAAUAUUUUGUUUUCUUUUAUGUUCUUGAGAAUUACAGCAUCAAAGAAAAUUUCCACAUGCAAAAACCUGUGUGGGUGGUGUUGAAUGACAAAAGUGGAUAUGUAAUUACAUAUUUAUUCCAUAACUGACGAACCAGUAAUACUGAAUUGCUUAUUCAAUAAAAACUAUCGAAGUUUGAAAUCCCCACCCCCCAACCUGUGUUCUAACAUGUAUAAGUCCAGUUUUACAAAUAUUGUUUAAUGUGCUUUCAUCUUUACUUUCUCACACAUAAAUAUCACCCAUACCAAAUAAAUAUGCAAGAAUUUUUUGUUUAUUCUACAGCUUCACCUAAAAUAUAUUCCAAUGACAACAUGUGUUGCCAACAUGAAAUGUACAAUCAUUACAUCAUUUUAUUUAUCUAUGUUAAAUGUUCUGUGAUGUAUAUUUACACGAGAGACUAUCAAUGCCACAAGCUGAAAAAUAAAUAUGGGUGAUCCCUCCCCCUAAAAAAAAUCUAGGGAUGCAGCUAUAAAAAAAAUUCUUCCUCUGAAUAUCU
This is a messenger RNA of Pomacea canaliculata, 5617 nucleotides long. RefSeq names its product heat shock 70 kDa protein 12A-like. NCBI's taxonomy places the organism in Eukaryota, Metazoa, Mollusca, Gastropoda, Architaenioglossa, Ampullariidae. Bases 1935 to 3905 code for a protein of 656 amino acids. The transcript has 9 exons. The record is from RefSeq and is a predicted model, not a curated record.